This is a messenger RNA of Symsagittifera roscoffensis, 2072 nucleotides long. RefSeq names its product lysine--tRNA ligase-like. Gene Ontology annotation, molecular function: tRNA binding; ATP binding; lysine-tRNA ligase activity. The transcript is spliced from 12 exons. NCBI's taxonomy places the organism in Eukaryota, Metazoa, Xenacoelomorpha, Acoela, Convolutidae. The coding region runs from base 64 to 1890 and encodes 608 amino acids. Gene Ontology annotation, biological process: lysyl-tRNA aminoacylation. The record is from RefSeq and is a predicted model, not a curated record. Gene Ontology annotation, cellular component: aminoacyl-tRNA synthetase multienzyme complex; mitochondrion; cytoplasm.
UAACUUAUUAAAUAGAUGCGCAUUGUAGCCAUUUAAUAACUGCUUUAUAGGUUGUGACAAUUGAUGCUGAAAGCCCUGAUUACAACUAGACCUUUGCGUUGUCAGAAUAUCAUCAAGUUUUCUUGUUUACCUGUGCUGAGAUAUAAAAUGAGCGCUGCAGAAGGAGAAACGAUCAGUAAAAAUGAGCUUAAAAGGCGACAGAAGGCAGAAAAGAAGGCCAAAGAAAAAGAAUUGAAGGCCACAGAUGACAACGCUAAUACUGGAACUAAUGCACCAUCAAAUACAAUAUCGGAGGCUGAUUUGGAUCCUAAUCAAUAUUUCGAGAUGCGGUCAGCGUCUAUUCAAAGACUGAAAGCAACAAGUAACAGGAACCCUUAUCCUCACAAGUUCAAUGUGGAAGUUUCUCUGAAAAACUUUAUUAAAAAUUUCAGUUCGGUCGAAAAUGGACAAGUCGACGAGUCAAUUGUUACGUCGGUUGCAGGCAGGAUUCAUUCAAAAAGAGCAUCUGGGAAGAAGUUGAUCUUUUACGAUUUACGGGCGGAAGCGGUCAAGAUCCAGAUAAUGGCUAAUGAUAAAUACUACAAGAGCAGCGAGGAGUUCGAACAAGACGUAGACACACUUCAUCGAGGCGAUAUUGUCGGAGUGACAGGUCAUCCAGGGCGAACAAAGUUGGGUGAACUCAGCAUAGUUCCCAAGAAAAUUACCCUUCUUAGUCCGUGCCUACACAUGUUACCUCAUUUGCAUUUUGGCGUCAAAGAUAAGGAAACUAGGUUCAGACAAAGAUAUUUAGACUUGAUCAUCAACGAAUCUGUGCGAGACGUUUUUAUAACUCGAACAAAAAUCAUUUCUUACGUCAGGAACUUCCUGGACAACAUGGGAUUUCUAGAAGUGGAAACUCCCCUCAUGAACAUGAUUGCGGGUGGCGCAACAGCUAAGCCUUUCGUAACACACCACAACGACCUGCACAUGAAUCUGUUCAUGCGAGUCGCCCCCGAGUUGUACCUGAAGAUGUUGGUAGUGGGUGGCUUCGAUAGAGUUUAUGAGAUUGGACGUCAAUUUAGAAAUGAAGGUAUCGAUAUGACUCAUAAUCCCGAAUUCACUACCUGUGAGUUCUAUAUGGCCUACGCGGAUUAUGAAGAUCUAAUGAAGAUGACAGAGCAACUUCUACAUGGUCUAGUGAAAGCUUUGUUUGGCAAGUCGACAGUGUCCUACUACCCAGAGGGAGAAGAGAUGGGGCCGAAGGAAGUAGAUUUCACGCCUCCCUUCAAAAGAGUUCACAUCAUCCGAGACCUGGAGAAGAUCCUAGGUGUCACUUUUCCUGAUGCCACCACUUUCCACACUGAAGAGGCGCGUAAGUGUUUGGAUGAUAUCUGCGUGAUGCGAGAAGUUGAUUGCAGCAACCCUAGAACCACCGCUAGAUUGCUGGACAAGCUAGUCGGUGAGUAUCUGGAACCUUCCUUCGUCAAUCCUACCUUCCUUUUGGGUCAUCCACAUGUCAUGUCACCAUUGGCCAAAUGGCACCGUUCCGAACCUGGGCUGACUGAACGAUUCGAACUAUUCGUGCUGGGCAAAGAACUAUGCAAUGCUUACACUGAGUUGAAUGACCCAGUAGUGCAACGAGAGAGGUUUGAGGAGCAGGCAAAACAGAAGGACGCAGGAGAUGACGAGGCGCAGUUGGUGGACGAGAACUUCUGCACUUCGCUGGAGUACGGACUCCCCCCGACUGCGGGGUGGGGACUGGGAAUAGACCGACUCACUAUGUUCCUUACAAAUCAGAACAACAUCAAAGAAGUGCUCUUGUUCCCAGCUAUGAAGCCGGAGCAAGCCUCGACCUCUGAGCAGAACGGAACUGCAGUUGAAGGCGCCAUUGGAGAUGCAAAAGGAAAAUGAUGGACAGAAUGUGAACUCAAUGACUAACUGCUGUUGUUGUUUGUUUCGUACUUGCAGCUUUUCGUCUAAUAUGAUUUACGAUUGAAAUGUUGAUAAAGGUUAUGAUGGUAGUGGAUUGAGAUUGGCAGAUUAUUGAGUACGAACAUGACUUCAAUACAGCCACUUGCAAAACAUUUUCUUGA